AUGUCGGAAUACACUUCAAAGAAGCCCGUCAUCGCCGUUGUAGGCGCAGGUCCGGGCAUCGGCGAGGCGGUCGCUCGCCGCUUCACUGCCGAGGGCUUCGUGGUCGCCCUCCUCGCCCGGACGGAAGACAAACUGCAGAAGAUGGCGGUGGGCAUCGACGCCGACUACGGUGCAGGCACGGCGCACUCCUACAUCACCGAUCUACGCGAGGAGCAGUCUGUCAUCUCCAGCUUCCACCGGAUCCGCAGCGACCUGGGCCCUGUCGAUGUCCUGGUCUACAACGCCGGGGCACGCCGCGUGAACGGCCGGUCGGUGCUCGACACCACGACCGAAGAGUUCGAGGGCUUCACCAAGAUCAACCUCUUCGGCGCCUUCUGGGCGACCAAAUGCGUGUUGCCGGACAUGCUGGCCGCGGGCAGGGGAACGAUCAUCUAUACGGGCGCAACGGGGUCGCUGCGCGGCAACCCAGGCCUCAGCAGCUUCUCGCCGGGCAAGUUCGGUCUACGCUCUCUGUCACAGAUCGUCACACGCGAGUACCAGGAGAAAGGCAUCCACGCCGCCCACAUCAUCGUCGACACCCCCGUAGAUGGGAAGCUGAUUGGGGAAUUUUCACGACGCCAGUGGCAGCGGCAAGGGCAGGGUGAGAAACUCGAUGACAUUGAUGCACAUCUUGCCCGUCCUGCGGACCUUGCUCAGAUCUACUGGUUCCUACAUACCCAGCCAAGGAGUGCUUGGACUCAGGAACUGGACGUCCGGCCCCAGAAGGUCAGCAUGUUCUCGAAGCUCUGA
Messenger RNA from Capronia coronata CBS 617.96, 789 nucleotides. RefSeq lists its product as uncharacterized. The coding region runs from base 1 to 789 and encodes 262 amino acids. The record is from RefSeq and is a predicted model, not a curated record. The transcript has a single exon. Lineage: Eukaryota; Fungi; Ascomycota; Eurotiomycetes; Chaetothyriales; Herpotrichiellaceae.